Molecule: messenger RNA, 3261 nt
Organism: Vanessa atalanta (red admiral)
Lineage: Eukaryota; Metazoa; Arthropoda; Insecta; Lepidoptera; Nymphalidae
Exons: 4
Coding region: 118-3048 (976 amino acids)
Source: RefSeq, a predicted model, not a curated record
UCAAAAUCGAUACAUAACAAUUAUUUUAAACGUCAUUUUAAUAUGGCAUAAGUGAUAUUUUUUUCUUUAUUAUAUCGUCGUUUUAUACUUCAUUUGGAUUACAUAAAAUAAAUUGAUAUGGGAAAUGCAAAGUCCAAGAAAGUCCAAAAGGAACCCGAUAAGUUUUUUGAGCGAGAGCGAUGGAAACAGCAAAAAAUUGAAGAGAAAAAGAAAAAGAAUAUUAAUUUACAAAACAAAAGGGCUGCCGUUAAAGAUCGUCCAAUAAGUUCUUCGGUUACAUUGUCACCUCCAGUGCCUGGGCCUGGCCCGGCACCUUCUCCAUCACACGUUCGUUCCUACGAUGAAGAGGCCCUGGAUCGUAUGCGGUAUCAACUUAAUAAUGACUGCGAUGCCUUCUUGUUAAAUAACAUUCUUUUGUCGGUGCAGUUUUUUGAAAAUUAUGAGCGGGAGGUUCAUGAUAUAAAGAACAACCCCAUUAGCGAGCAUCAACAUACAAUGGACGAGGCAAUGGUACGGCGACAUAAGCAUGUAUUUUUCGCAGACAGAAUACAAGAAUGCGUGCAAGAGCAUGUAUUUUACCAGAGACGGAGGGAUCAAACGGAGCCCCUCAUCGCUCCGAGACUUUUUAUAAUUUAUGAUAACGUAGAAGCAAGCGAGCCCGGUGAUACUUCUGAUUACUGCGCAGUCCUCGAUGCGCCAUUUUAUAAACUUCGCAUAGAGGAUAGUAAGGAACCAGGAUAUGUAAAACUAAAAAAAUUAGAAGUUUUAGAAAGCACUCUCUCCAAAGAAACUGAGUCAAAUAUUGUACCUCAGAUGAAUUCUGAUGACAGUAUAUAUACGGAUUCGGAGAAAGAAUCAAAUGCAUCAGAUGAUCCACCAUAUUCAGAAAAAAGUGUAGAUGUUUUGCGAAAAAUAAAAAAAAGAUUGUCUGAUUUGAAGCACGAAGAAAAUAAUAAAAAAAUAACCAUCGAAUUGAAUGGUAGAAAUAUAAAAUCCAGUUUUGGUGAUGUUUAUACAACAGAUAUGACACCAAAUUUGAAUAACCAAGAGGUUUCGUUUAAUAUUGAAGAAAAAGGAUAUAUUGAUGACCGUGACGUUAAGCCAAGAAAAUCUAUUUUAAAAAAUACCAGGCGUUUUAGUGGACCUACGAAAGAAAUAUUAAACAAAACACUACUUGGUGAUACGCGGCACAUUUCUUUAGAAAACAUAACAUCUGAAGAUACAGAAACUUCAGGUUAUCGAUCAAAUACAAGCAGUCGUCAAACAGAAUCGAGUGAAACAGAAUCAGAUUAUGGCUAUGCAACAAUAACUGAAUCAACAACACCUAAGAAAGUUGAGCUUACCUUACAAACUAAUUACACAUCAACAUCAGGAGUUUUACCAGAUGAAAGUUGGAUAACUGUCAAUGUUAAAGCUGUUGAUUGGAGCGAUGAUGAGGACGAUGAUACAGAAUCAAAAGUAUCAUUAAGUCGAAGUUUAUAUGAAACUAACCAUUACCUAAGUUCAAUUAUUUUCAUGAACGACUUUGUUGACAACUUCAUACUUAAUUUAGGAUCUGGUUUAGGUUUUUCACAAGAUACGAUUAAAAAUGCUCUAACGCAAGGAGCGAGUAUAUAUUGUAACGCGGUGAAUAAUGGUUCGAGUAUUAGUUAUGAGGUUUUUCCUGCAUUGAUAGCUGCUUGGCCUAAUGCUGCUAAUCAAUGGAUUAUACGGGAGCGAAGAAUAAUACAAAAUCCAAGGACUAACUUCAGCUACCAAUGGCCGACAAGAUAUAUGGUAAGCAAAGCCAUUGGUUUUGGCUGCUUGCUGGUGCCGUUAGGAUUUAGACCAAAACGUGGAAUUAAUCCCGACCAAAGAAUACAGUGGCGUAUUAUAUUUCCCGCAGCGGAACGUUAUUUAGAAAGCUGUUUAGCUCAUUCUCAUAUGCGAUGUUACUUGUUUGCCUUGACUCUUCACAAAACUUUUAUGGAGAAUGAAACAUCUAAAAUAGGCAUCGAUGCAAGUCAUAUCAAGAACCAUCUAUUUUGGCAGUGUGAAGAAAAUUACGCAAGGUGGCCGGAAGAUCGACUCGGAGAGUCGUUACGUUUAUUUUUGCGAAGUUUUUAUGUACACUUUGGUCAAUCACGUUUUCCAAAUUAUUUUAUUGAAAAUUGUAACGAGUUUAAGUCCAUUCCAAAACCGAUGCUUUUAAAGCUUCAGAGAAAAUUGGCGGAUAUUCUUGAAGCGCCAGUUAUGCAUCUAUUACAUGCAAUUGAAAAAAUUAAAUAUAUGAAGAAAGAUUUUUAUCCAACAUUAAAUUGUCACAGGCUUUAUGAUAUCUUAACGUGUAAGAAUCCAUUACGUAUUUUAAAUCCACAGUUACCUAUUGUUGUGCCAAAUUACGAUGAAAGUACGGAUAGCGACGAUGAACAAAUAAAUAAUAUUUGGGAUAAAGCAAAAGCUCACGAUAAACACUAUCAAUGGAAGAAAGAAAGGCAACGCCAAAUGAAAGAACGAAGACGUGCUAAUGUAACAAAUAAAAAACAGAAGACGACUGUGAAAGUAGAAAAAGAUAUAAAUAAAAAUAUAAUACUACCUACCAAAAUGGAUGCAGAACGGCGACGUCUUGUAUUAGAAUUCUUCAUACCCCAUUUCAUUGCAAUGGCACGUUCAAGUGAAAAAUUCGACUCUUUACGUCAGGCUGUAAUAUAUCUUGAGCAAGCUCAGAGAUUAUCUUAUCUUUUGAGGGAAGAACCAGGAGAUAGUACUGCGUAUGAGUAUUUAGAUGUGAUAACUGAUAAAUUAGCUGAUUGCCGGCGUAAAUUAGUGAAUCAGGGUGGUUACAAAUUACCUCCGCGAGAAAAAAGUAAUUUGCAACACAGUGUCUCAAAUUCAAAUUUGAUGCGUAAGCACCGUCCGCGCUAUGAACACAUUAUAAACCAAGAUUCCUCUUCUGACGCUUGUAGCAUACAACCAUUUACAUUUGCAGAUGUUCAUGUUGAAAAUGUUUUAAUCCAAGAAACAAAAAAAUAUCUUGAUAUUAAUGGUAAUGAAGAAUCUAAAUUGUAAUUUGAAUUAUAUAAGAGAGGAUGUAGAUAAGCUAAUUAAUUUUAAGUUGUCACAUGUGCAUCGACACAAUUUAACAUUUAUCGUUACUAUUGCAAAAAUGUGUACUGAUUUUAAUGUACAUUGAUUUUUAAACGAGGAUACGACAAAAAAAUGAUUAAAGUGUAGACACGUACAACUUUUCAAAAUAACACAAAAUUUUGGAGAAAUGUUAUA